Phyllopteryx taeniolatus (common seadragon) is the source of this 2192-nucleotide messenger RNA. It is a transcript of the gene tfap2e, whose product is annotated as transcription factor AP-2 epsilon. Gene Ontology annotation, molecular function: DNA-binding transcription factor activity, RNA polymerase II-specific; RNA polymerase II transcription regulatory region sequence-specific DNA binding. The coding region runs from base 306 to 1583 and encodes 425 amino acids. Gene Ontology annotation, cellular component: nucleus. Lineage: Eukaryota; Metazoa; Chordata; Actinopteri; Syngnathiformes; Syngnathidae. The transcript has 7 exons. Gene Ontology annotation, biological process: regulation of transcription by RNA polymerase II; regulation of cell population proliferation; anatomical structure development. The record is from RefSeq and is a predicted model, not a curated record.
ACGCAUCCACGCCUCCGUCGAUGUGUGUGUGCGCGUGAUGGUGUGUGUGUGCGCGCGCGCGCGCGUGUGUGUGUGUGUGUGUCCGUGCAGCCUUCUUUGCGCGUAAAGACAUCGAGCCCACGAGAAAAAGUAAAUAACACAUCGAGUUCAUUCAUGGACCCGUGAAAAGAAGCUGGAUUACAUUUGGGAGAAUUUGGGCGAUCACUUGGAGGGUUGAGCAUCCUGUUGAUUUCAUUUUUCAUUUUAUUAUUAUUAUUAUUAUCUAUUUUCUUUUUUAUCAUUGAGGGUCUUCAGAGGGGUUCCAGAUGUUAAUCCACACCUAUUCGGCUAUGGAGCGCGCAGACGGACUGAGCAGCUCGUCACCGAGCGGGCGCCUCUCCCAGUUGUCCUCCCUCAACCAGGCCGCUUACUCCUCGGCGCCCCCCCUCUGCCACACUCCGGCCUCCGACUUCCAGCCUCCGUACUUCCCUCCCCCGUACCCGCAGUCCUCCCUGUCCUACUCCCAGAGCCAGGACUCGGCCUACUCCCACCUGUCGGACCCUUACACCUCGAUUAACUCCAUCCAUCAGCACCAGCAAGCCGCAUGGCACUCCCAGAGGUCGCGCUCCGACGACGGGGGGCUCCUGUCGCAAACGCACCGGGCUCUCGGGCUCGACCCCCGCAGGGAGUACGCGGCUGUCCCGCGCCUGCUCCACGGUCUCGGGGAAGGAGCCGCGGCUCUCGGGGACGGACCCCUCGGGAUGCACCUAGGACAUCACGGCCUGGAUGAGCUUCAGGGAAUGGAGGAAGGAUCAGCCUUGGGCAUCCUGGACCACUCUGUCAUUAAAAAAGUUCCUAUCCCAUCCAAGCUGAACGGUUCGGCCCUGUCCGCCUUUUCUCUCGGCAAGGACGGCCUCGGCAUGGGCGCCGUGUCCAACCCGGCCGAGGUUUUCUGCUCGGUGCCAGGCCGCCUCUCGCUGCUCAGUUCCACCUCCAAGUACAAGGUCACCGUCGGGGAGGUGCAGCGGCGGCUCUCCCCGCCAGAGUGCCUCAACGCCUCUCUGCUAGGCGGAGUCCUUCGCAGGGCGAAGUCCAAGAAUGGUGGCCGCUGUCUGAGAGAGCGUCUGGAAAAGAUUGGCCUCAACCUGCCCGCCGGGCGACGCAAGGCAGCCAACGUCACUCUGCUAACAUCUCUGGUGGAGGGUGAGGCCAUCCAUCUGGCGAGGGAUUUCGGGUACGUGUGCGAGACCGAGUUCCCCGCCAGAGCCGCCGCCGAGUAUCUGUGCAGGCAGAGCGAGCCCGACCAGCUCCCGACGCGCCGCAGCAUGCUGCUCGCCACCAAGGAGAUCUGUAAAGAGUUUGUGGACCUCAUGUCCCAGGAUCGCUCCCCGCUCGGGGGCAGCAGACCCACCCCCUGCCUGGAGCCCAGCCUCCAGGGGAGCCUCACCCACUUCAGCCUGCUCACCCACGGCUUCGGCACGCCCGCCAUCUGCGCCGCGCUCUCCGCUUUCCAGAGCUACCUGAUGGAGGCGAUCAAAAUGCUGGACAAAGGAGAUGGCGGAGGGAAGGGCCACCACGACAAGGAGAUGAAGCACCGUAAAUAGACGGUGAUGAGGCAAAAAAAAAAAAAAGAGGCCAAAUCCCCUCUGUGCCAACCUUUGGGACAAAGAGAGAGACCACCCUGGACCCUCAGGCAUAAGGAGGUGUACUGUAUUGUACUGUAAUGUUUGUCCAUAAACCUCAAUUCAAGUGGACCUCUCUUCUCAGCAGCAUCCACAUCAGGAUGAACACCUAGAUAUGGCAGUAUUGUUUUAUUUCACACCUCUUUCCUCUUUUUUUAAAAAUGACCUGUUCGUGGAAGCGGAUUUUUCAAACAUUUUGGACUCAUGCGGGACGUGUCAUAUAUAAGCCAUAUCUGAGGCAACAACCUGCUCUUUUGCUCACAGACUUCAUGCUCGGCUUCAGUUUGUAGUUCUUAGCAGGGUGCUCGUGGGAAAUGGAGUCGCAUGCUUUGUCUUCAGUGGACAAGGAGGAUUGAAAGUGCAGCUAAAGGCGAGGGUUGGCUUUUAUUUGGAAGUUCUGCGUGUCGUGUAUAUAAGUUAAGAGCAAAAUCAUUUUGUACUUUGUGUGUAUGUUUAUUAUUAAUGUUAUUACUGUUGUUAUUAUUGUAUUACGACAUAAAUGUAAUAUAUUAUUAAAAAAAUAAGAAUGGA